AUGACUAUGGAUAUUGGACAUCUUGUCGAACAACAUAUCAUGGUACUGUUUAUAGUACUAAAAGAUUGGUGGCGUGCUCUAACCCAUUUUAUCAAAGGUGGACAUCCACUCAAAGAUCUUUCUUCAGAAAUUAUUCUUAUUACUGGAGCUGCAAGUGGUCUUGGCAAAGGUGUUGCUC
Adineta steineri is the source of this 178-nucleotide messenger RNA. The record is from the annotation of a GenBank genome assembly. NCBI's taxonomy places the organism in Eukaryota, Metazoa, Rotifera, Eurotatoria, Adinetida, Adinetidae.